AUGGCAUUUAUGGGCUUACUUUUCUCCUGUAUGCUGAUGAACAUCCCGGCAGAUGCCCGAUCAAUCCAGGAUGGAGGUGAUCUUUACCAGGAGCCUGCAGCCUUGCCAUACUGGCCCUUCUCAUCCAGUGAUUUCUGGUCCUACGUGGAAUAUUUCCGGACCCUGGGAGCCUACAACAGGAUCGAAGAAAUGGCCAGAGCCUUGUUUGCUCAGUUCCCUUUCGGGAGCCACCUUGGCUACCAUGUGCCCAACCACGAGCACUAA
Mesitornis unicolor (brown roatelo) is the source of this 264-nucleotide messenger RNA. RefSeq names its product otospiralin (gene OTOS). The record is from RefSeq and is a predicted model, not a curated record. NCBI's taxonomy places the organism in Eukaryota, Metazoa, Chordata, Aves, Mesitornithiformes, Mesitornithidae. Bases 1 to 264 code for a protein of 87 amino acids. The transcript is spliced from 3 exons. Gene Ontology annotation, biological process: sensory perception of sound.